AACUCCUUCAAAUUUUUCGCCGACGCCGCUAUCCUCCGCCAGGUCAGCUGUGAACGCCAACGGUUUCCGUCUCCUCCUCUUUUCUGCAUCGGGAUUUCUCUCCUGCAUCCCUCUGCUUCAUCUUACGAGUACCCUUCAUCCUCUCUGUUAAUUGGGAGCAUCGCCAGCCAUGUCCCUUCGCCUGAAUAUCAUCGUGGCCGCCUGUGAGAACCAAGGGAUCGGCAUCAACGGCGAAUUGCCUUGGCGACUGAGGGAGGAAAUGAAGUAUUUUAGCCGCAUGACAAAGGCAACAAAGUCAUCAGAGAAGCAGAAUGCCGUUGUGAUGGGCCGCAAGACAUGGGAAUCCAUCCCAGACAAGUUUAGGCCCUUACCUGGUCGCCUGAAUCUGGUGAUUUCGUCGAGAGCGAAACUACCGUGGAGGCACAUACGAAGGGAUCCUGGUCCAGAAUUCAGUGGGUCAACAGUGUGUUCUAGUUUUAAGGAAGCCAUAGACAAGGUUCACAGUCGCACAGAUGAAGUGGAGAGUGUGUGGGCCAUUGGGGGAUCUUCUAUAUAUGAGAUGGCAUUAGAAUCUGAACAUCUACACCGUAUAUAUCUUACGAGGAUAUUAAAGGAUUUUGAGUGUGACACCUUCCUGCCAUCAUUUGACCCCAAGAAGUUCCAGAUUGUGACGGAUCCUGUUGUUCCUAAUGAAGUACAACAAGAAGGAGAUAUCACCUACAAGUAUGAAAUUUAUGAGAAAUUAAAAUAAAAUUUGCCUUUACUUUC
Messenger RNA from Penaeus monodon (black tiger shrimp), 768 nucleotides. RefSeq names its product dihydrofolate reductase-like (gene Dhfr). Bases 170 to 751 code for a protein of 193 amino acids. Gene Ontology annotation, molecular function: NADP binding; dihydrofolate reductase activity. The transcript is spliced from 6 exons. NCBI's taxonomy places the organism in Eukaryota, Metazoa, Arthropoda, Malacostraca, Decapoda, Penaeidae. Gene Ontology annotation, biological process: folic acid metabolic process; dihydrofolate metabolic process; tetrahydrofolate biosynthetic process. The record is from RefSeq and is a predicted model, not a curated record. Gene Ontology annotation, cellular component: mitochondrion.